ACGUAUGAGAGAAGCUUGUCCAGAGGCUUUGAGAUCAACUUUACCUCAGACAUGAGUGUACGACUCACACAGGGGGCAGUGGAAGCCCUGUACAAAGGUGAAGAGGUGCACAAUCCUGUUCUGCAGCUUCUGAAAAUCGGUCAUAUAAACAGUGCCUCGGGUCCACCAAGGUUCCGUCUUAUGAUGAGUGAUGGUCUGAACUCUCUGUCUUCCUUCCUGUUGGCCACCCAGUUAAACCAUCUGAACGAAGACAACCUCUUGGCACCGAACUGUGUGUGUAUGUUGAAGAAGACCGUCAAAAACACAUUGUCAGAUGGCAGGUGCGUGGUGAUUGUGAUGGACAUAGAGAUAUUGAAGUCGGCCGAGGAAACCGGAGGGAAGAUUGGAAAUCCCACCCCAUAUAAUACAGAUGGUAAGACUUCAUCUCCAGCGAAGUCAGCCUCGAGCACCUCUGUCCCAGCAUCCCCUCCAUCUGCUGCGGUCCCUGGACCCUCCCAUAACAACAACAGCAUCACCGAUUCUCCUCCCCGAGGCCGUGGAAGAGGUUUCGUGGGAAAGUCACCUGUCAGGACGUCACCGUGGAACGCUUCACCCAUGAAGACGUCACCGUGGAAGGAUUCACCCAUGAAGGAUUCACCCACAAAGACAUCACCGUGGAAGGAUUCACCCAUGAAGACAUCACCUGCAAAGACGCCACCGUGGAAAGCUUCACCCAUGAAGACGACACCUACGAAGUCGCCGCCGUGGAAAGCUUCACCCUCGAAGACGACACCUACGAAGUCGUCACCGUGGAAGGCUUCGAGCUCUUCUCCAGAUUCUUCACCUAAAAUGAUUCCUAUUGGGAGCCUCAACCCCUACCAAUCCAAGUGGACUAUCAGAGCACGAGUCACCAACAAGUCCAAUACGCGCACCUGGAGUAACUCUAAAGGAGAGGGGAAGCUUUUCUCUUUUGAUGUAUUGGAUGAAAGUGGAGAAAUCAAGAUCACAGCCUUCAACAGCGAAGUGGACAAGUUUUUCUCUCUAGUGGAGCAAGGCAAGGUGUACUACAUCUCUAAGGCGUCACUGAAGGUGGCCAACAAACAGUACACCACACUCAAGAAUGACUACGAGAUGACCCUCCAUGCUCAUUCCUCCAUUGUGCCAUGUGAUGACAGUCAGGACAUCCCCACAAUGAACUGCGACUUUGUGCCCAUCGCAGAGAUGGAGAACAAGGACAAGGAUGCCAUCAUUGAUGUGAUUGGAGUGUGCAAGAGUGCAGACGAUGUGUCCCGCAUCACCACAAAGGCCAGCAGAGAAGUCUCCAAGAGGGCCCUCCACUUAAUAGACACCACUGGAAAAGUGGUGACAGUCACACUGUGGGGAGAAGAGGCGGAGAAGUUUGACGGCUCUGGAAAACCUGUGGUCGCCAUUAAAGGAGCUCGCUUGUCUGAUUUUGGGGGCAGAUCUGUCUCUGCUUUGUUCAGCUCAACAGUGAUGGUCAACCCAGACAUGCCGGAGGCCUUUAGACUGAGGGCCUGGUAUGACAAAGAAGGCUAUGCGGUGGACAGCCAAUCCCUGACAGAGGCACGAUCAGUGGGCAGCGGAGGAAAGAUGAACUGGAAAACACUGAGUGACAUUAAGAAUCAACAGAUGGGACACAGAGAUAAGGCGGACUAUUUCAGCUGCAUGGCGACAGUGGUGUACGUUCGUAAAGAGAAUUGUCUGUACCAGGCCUGUCCAUCUGCAGAAUGCAACAAGAAGGUCAUAGACCAACAGAAUGGAAAGUACCGCUGUGAGAAGUGUAACAGAGAGUUCCCCAACUUUAAGUACAGACUCCUACUUUCUGCUAACAUAGCUGACUUCGGGGAUAACCAGUGGGUGACAUGUUUCCAGGAGACAGCUGAGGUCUUGUUGGGUCACAGUGCAGAAACACUGGGGUAUCUCAGAGACACGGAUGAGGCUGCAUUCGAUGAAGUCUUCCAGAAAGUCAACUACACAACUCACAUUUUUAAGAACAGAGUCAAGCUGGAGACGUAUAACGAUGAGACCCGAGUAAAGGUAACCGUAAUGGAAGUCCAACCAGUCGACCACAGGGAAUACAGCAGGAGACUCCUCAGUAACAUCCACAAAUUGGCCAGCUGAACUUGAUCCCCAGUCAUCCAAACGGCUGCUCUGUGAUUAAAUGUGUCUUCGACCGGUCUCUGACGGGUGUCCGACUCUUUCCGACUCAGUGAGAUAACAGCGUAUCUGACUGAGGCAGCAGAGGGGUGGCGAGUGAUUCAUCUGACUAAAUGGCAACCCAACAAAAGACUGAUAUUUAGUUGUUCAUUUCCUUCAAAACGCCAGUUGUGAAAAACUGGAAAUGUGAUGGAAAUUACUUUAACCUUUUAAUUUAAUUACAUUUUAACAAAGAGGUUUGACUAUGAUUACAUAGAAGUGUGGCUCAGACCUGCUUACAUCUCAUGUAUCAUUUACAAGCGCAAGCAUUUUCUUUUUUCUUUAUUUUAGAAGAAGUGACAAAUUUUUUCUUUGUUAUUUGUGCUGUGAUGCUCACUUCGAUGAGUCAGAUUUAUUUAAAUUUUUCAUUGUUUCAUCUUAAAUUGAAUGUGUGGGGAAAGUGUGUGGGAUAUGCACGUGUUGGCAUUUGUUUUAAGUGUGUUCACAGGGUUUGUUGCCUGUUAAAAUGAUUCUUUGAGUUUAAAAAAAAAAAAAUGUUGGCUUUGCUCUCUGGGCUUC
Molecule: messenger RNA, 2715 nt
Organism: Scomber scombrus (Atlantic mackerel)
Lineage: Eukaryota; Metazoa; Chordata; Actinopteri; Scombriformes; Scombridae
Product: replication protein A 70 kDa DNA-binding subunit-like
Exons: 17
Coding region: 52-2121 (689 amino acids)
Biological process (GO): double-strand break repair via homologous recombination; telomere maintenance via telomerase; nucleotide-excision repair
Cellular component (GO): DNA replication factor A complex; nucleus
Molecular function (GO): damaged DNA binding; single-stranded telomeric DNA binding
Source: RefSeq, a predicted model, not a curated record